AUCAACUCUUGACGACUUUUAUAAUGCCUCACUUGCAUUUUAGCUAUAGUCCAAACUAUUUUUCUAUAGAAGACAUUGUGCUUCAAGAUGUCAGGGUGUCUUGCAAAUUCGAAGUGGCUGUUCCCAAGUUAGGUAUGCUUGAUCAGUCGGCUGACGAUGAAAACCUCAAACAAGGAAGCAAAGUAGAAUUGCCGUUCUGGAUGGUACCCACCCUUCAUGCCAAAAAAAUUGUAACACUUGAAAUUCCAAGGCACUACAAAGUCAAUUACAGACAGAUCCUCCAGGCAGACAGUAUAGUUGUUGACCUCCACAAAUGGGGACCCUAUUUCUAUGAUCUGGGACUUCAUGUGGCAAAUCUUGAAUUAAAGGAUUCUCUUGAUAUCAAGAGGAGCCUGGUUGAGACCCUUCGUAACCGUUUGAGACAAAUUAUGGACAUGUCUCAACAUUCCACACACCACGAAACAGUACACAUAAUUGCAAACUUGGAUGAAUUAGAAAGAAAGUUGUUUGGAGUGGGUCAGUUGAGUUACAGAAGCUACAAGGAAUGGGUCCGAAGAGAAUCCAGCAAGAUCAACACAGCUACUCUAGUAGCCAGUCACAGAAAGAGAAAAUUUGCAGAAGUGACUGUUUAAGAUUCAAUUACCAGUUUGUCAGAUGUAUUUGGCCCCUAUCUAAUUAACAAUUAUAUUGAGCAACUAUGAAGUUCGACACAGUCAAUCAGAAGCAAUUAACUCGUUUGUUUUUAAUAGAAAUGACGCACAUUUGAAUGGAAAAAAAACCCCUGAUGGUAGCAACACGAUGGAUAUGUUGAGUCCCUGUUAUAGUAAUUGUGCUACUCAUCUUUGGAAAAUAUUUGCCGCGCAAUUCUCAAAUCGAAUAGAUUAUCUCUUAAAACUUUAA
Molecule: messenger RNA, 900 nt
Organism: Daphnia pulex (common water flea)
Lineage: Eukaryota; Metazoa; Arthropoda; Branchiopoda; Diplostraca; Daphniidae
Gene: Psf3
Product: DNA replication complex GINS protein PSF3-like
Exons: 5
Coding region: 24-632 (202 amino acids)
Biological process (GO): mitotic DNA replication initiation
Cellular component (GO): GINS complex
Source: RefSeq, a predicted model, not a curated record